CGCACUGUGCAACAGCAGCAACAUUAACAGCACAGGUGCUGACUUCGGGACACCUAAGGUGUAUCGGACGCAUUCAACACCUUGAGGGAUGUCUGGGGUCACCGCAAAUUCGGUGUGUGAAGACUGUUCACCUCUCCUUCACGAGUUUAACAGCAGUGUCGAGUCGACCCACGAUCCAUCAGUUGACGGAGAUGAUGAACUGCUGAGGUACAUCUGGAGGGAAUAUCUGCAUCCUAAACAGUACGAGUGGGUUCUGAUUGCGGGCUACAUUAUCGUGUUCUUUAUUUCUCUAAUCGGAAACACUCUCGUCUGCAUUGCUGUGUGGAAAAACCACCACAUGAGAACAGUGACAAACUAUUUCAUAGUGAACCUGUCCUUUGCUGAUGUCCUGGUGACCAUCACCUGUCUUCCUGCCAGCCUGGUGGUGGAUAUCACAGAGACCUGGUUCUUUGGACAAACCCUGUGCAAAGUACUGCCCUACGUACAGACAACAUCAGUUUCCGUAUCUGUGCUCACUUUGAGCUGCAUUGCCCUGGACAGAUGGUAUGCCAUUUGUCAUCCUCUGAUGUUCAAAAGCACAGCCAAACGGGCCAGGAAGAGCAUUGUCAUUAUAUGGAUAGUCUCCUGUGUAAUAAUGAUUCCCCAAGCCAUUGUGAUGGAGUGCAGUAGCAUGGUUCCAGAACUAACAAACAGAACCAGCCUAUUCACAGUCUGUGACGAGCACUGGGGAGAUGAAAUCUACCCCAAAGUUUAUCACAUUUGCUUUUUCAUCGUCACCUACCUGGCUCCACUGUGUCUGAUGGUGCUGGCCUACAUUCAGAUAUUUCACAAGCUGUGGUGCCAACAGAUUCCAGGGACAUCUUCCGUAGUUCAGAGGAAGUGGAGGUCUUUGCAGCGCUCAGCCCAGUCCUCCACUCCUGGGGAGUCUGCCCGGAUUCGAACGAAUGCAGCUGCAGCAGAAAUCAAACAGAUCCGAGCUCGGCGAAAGACUGCACGCAUGUUAAUGGUGGUCCUGUUUGUUUUCGCAUUGUGCUAUCUGCCAAUCAGCGUGCUCAACGUUAUGAAAAGAGUGUUUGGAGCCUUUGACAACACGAGUGACAGAGAGGCUGUUUACGCCUGGUUUACAUUCUCACACUGGUUAAUAUAUGCGAAUAGUGCUGCAAAUCCCAUCAUUUAUAAUUUUCUUAGUGGGAAGUUCAGAGAAGAAUUCAAAGCGGCGUUUUCUUGCUGCUGUUGUGAGAUAAGAAGCCCUAAGGAAGAGCACCAGAUCAGAGGCAGAACAAGUACUGACAGCCGCAAAUCCCUGACCACGCAGCUCAGUAAUUUCGAUAAUGUCUCAAGGAUUUCAGAACAAUUAGUCCUGACCAGUAUGGGGACACUGAGGUCCAACGACGGGGAUAAAACUACCUGGUAGGAAGCACUGGCAGGAG
Lepisosteus oculatus (spotted gar) is the source of this 1430-nucleotide messenger RNA. It is a transcript of the gene hcrtr2, whose product is annotated as hypocretin (orexin) receptor 2. Gene Ontology annotation, cellular component: membrane. Gene Ontology annotation, biological process: G protein-coupled receptor signaling pathway; feeding behavior; circadian sleep/wake cycle process. NCBI's taxonomy places the organism in Eukaryota, Metazoa, Chordata, Actinopteri, Semionotiformes, Lepisosteidae. The record is from RefSeq and is a predicted model, not a curated record. Gene Ontology annotation, molecular function: orexin receptor activity.